Hypanus sabinus (Atlantic stingray) is the source of this 582-nucleotide messenger RNA. Its product is annotated as zinc finger protein 239-like. The record is from RefSeq and is a predicted model, not a curated record. The transcript is spliced from 3 exons. Gene Ontology annotation, cellular component: nucleus. Bases 1 to 582 code for a protein of 193 amino acids. NCBI's taxonomy places the organism in Eukaryota, Metazoa, Chordata, Chondrichthyes, Myliobatiformes, Dasyatidae.
AUGACCGAUCAGCUGACAGCAGCAGCUUCCAGGCCGGUGGCACUGCGGCCGGCUCUGAGCCUGACACGGAAGGGUGAAGGAGGCAGUGCAGUAGUUAUAGGGGGCACGGCGGGAUUCACUCGGUUAUCUAACCUGCUGAAACACCAGUCAGCUUACGCUGCUGAAUGCCCGUUCACCUGCUCUCAUUGCGGGAAGGGAUUCACUCGGUCAUCCAAAGUACUGGCACACCAGGCAGCUCACAUUGGGGCAAAGCCAUUCCCCUGCUCAGACUGUGCGAAUCGAUUCACUUGGUCUUCUGAAAUGAAGGCUCAUCAGCGAGUUCACGCCGGACCGACGCCGUUCACCUGUUUUGUAUGUGGGAACGGAUUCACUCAAUCAUCUGACCUACUGGUACACCAGCGAGUUCACGCUGGGGAAAGGUCAUUCACUUGCUGGGAUUGUGGGAAGAAAUUCACUCGAUCAUCCAACGUACAGACACACCAGCGAGUUCACGCUGACUCUGUCAGACUGCUGCGAUUCACUCGGUCAUCUGAUCUGCUGACUCACCAGCGAGUGCACACUAGGCAGACACCAUUCACCUGA